Molecule: messenger RNA, 1435 nt
Organism: Styela clava
Lineage: Eukaryota; Metazoa; Chordata; Ascidiacea; Stolidobranchia; Styelidae
Product: sodium- and chloride-dependent GABA transporter 2-like
Biological process (GO): sodium ion transmembrane transport; nitrogen compound transport; amino acid transport
Cellular component (GO): plasma membrane; cell projection
Molecular function (GO): gamma-aminobutyric acid:sodium:chloride symporter activity
Source: RefSeq, a predicted model, not a curated record
ACAACAAAUUUAAUCACAAUUUUUUAAGGGAUUCAAUAUUUCUUAUUGUUGCUAAAUGCAGUCAUAAGCUUUCUUGCUGGAUUCGCAACGUUCUCCAUACUCGGAUUUCUUGCUUAUUCGAAGAAUACGACGGUGGAGGAAGUUGCAAAUUCUGGACCAGGUCUCGUUUUUGUUGCUUAUCCUACAGCGUUAUCAUUGCUUCCUCUGCCUCAAGUAUGGUGUGCACUGUCUUUGUCAUGUUGCUACUGCUUGGGUUUGAUAGUCAGUUUGUUUACCAUGAAACGUUCAUCGCAUGCAUGAAGGAUCAGUUUCCUCGGUUCUUCAGAAUUAAAUGGGCGAACGAGAUUUGGGUUGGAGUCGCUGCAGCAGUUUUAUUCAUUCUUUCAUUACCGAUGCUGACUAUGGGAGGAAUAUAUGUUUUAAAUAUCUUCAACUCAUAUGCAGUAACAGGAUGGUGUCUGUACUUCAUUUCACUGGUGGAAUUUAUAGCCAUAGGUUGGAUUUAUGGCGUUGAUCGAUUUUGUGAUAAAAUGAAACUUAUGCUGGGUUUUGAUGUUUCGAGAAUUUUGUUGAAGAUCUGCUUGAAAUUUGUCGGACCCGCAUUGUCAACGGCUCUAAUAGUAUAUUCGUUAUCUUCUUAUCGCCCACUCACACUUGGACGAUCGUAUGUUUAUCCUGCAUGGGCGGAUGCUUUAGGAUGGAUGACUGCCUUGAGUUCGAUGCUAACAAUUCCUAUUGGAGCAGUGUAUGUGCUGUACAGAACAGAAGGCGCUACACUUUGGGAGAAACUUAGGAAAUCGAUUCAAGUUCGUGAUUGUUGCAGAGAAGAAAUUAAAAAUGAGUUGAACCUAAAAACAUCAGACAGCAGGGACGAUGAUAUUAACAACCGUUGCAAGGAAUCUCUUCUAUGAGAGCUGAUAAUUUCAAUUUAAAUUAAGAAAAAUUGUCAUCCCCUGUAAAUUGAUGUUAUCAUUUUAUAAGUAGUGGCUGUGUUUGUCCUUGUUAUUCUGACCGCAUGUAGACCAGAUAUUACGUUGUAAACGAUCAAUCUAAUAUGAAUCUAGGUUUUUGAGGUCGGAUUUCAAACUUUAAGUGUUUGAAUUCUCUUGCCAUAUAUUUUGCCGCCGCGUGCUGUGGCUGCUCAUCGCGUAUUCGACUUGUAAGCUGGUCGAAAUUGUCCAUAUCGUGGGCUGUCUCUAUUAUCGCUGAACUGUUGUAUUUUAAUUGCAUUUGCUUUAUCCGGAUCGGAAAACGUUUGGUGACAGUUUUGUCUUUAUUGGUUUUGUAGCAAUAUGAGAUACAACUGUCGAUUUCAAUAGCAGGGGCCAUCGACAAUUUGGGUUGGCUUGCAAUUUAUUUAUUUAUCAUUUAUUGUAAUUUGUAUGCUGAUUGUGUAUUUUCAACAAGGUGAAAAAAUAAACAACUGAUUACUGCG